GAUCACUUUAGGAAAGUCAUGGAUCACUGACACCGGUUGUCGGAUCAAGCUGGCUUGGGACAUUACCGAAUGGCGGCCCGGUGGCGUAACCUUUCACGGCAGGCCGGGCAAUUGAGGAAAUGUGACCCAGCAAGCUGGUUCUUGUGCCACCAGGCACCCGGUGGUCCGUGCCCCCCUCGUACUCCACCCACCCUGUCCCUCUGUCGUCAGAGCUCAGGGUAUCCUGCGCUUGUGACACAGGGCUGCAAUCUCUUUCCACAGGCCCGUCCCUCUCCAUGGUCCAAUGCACACUCCUACAGCGCAUCGUCGCAGCACAUUCCCGCAUCCUGUCCCGUAGGAUGUGAUUUUAUUCGUUCGGACAACAUACCGGCUUCUUUUACUUGCCUGCAGAAACACCAGCCUCCUUGCAACCACCAGGUUUCCACAUGGCCCCCUCAAAAGCCGCUCGGAGCGGUCAGGACGAUCCGAAGGCGGACAACGCUUCCGCCAAAGAGAAGAAUGGAAGCAGUACCGGGGCCCAGGCUGGCACCAAGAUGCGGCGGGUUGCGAGCAAUGCGGGCUCCAACUUGCGUGAGGUGACAAACGCGAGCGCUGUGAACGCAACAGCAACUGCCGACUCGACAGCCAACGCACCAGAGGCCAACACACCGGGAGUAAGCAUCCCUCAGUUCUUUCCAUCGCCUAUUCGCUCCUGCGUGAUCCAUUUACUGACAUUAUCCCCGUUCAAACAGCUGCAAUGGCCCGCCUUUGACAGGGACGUUCUGCACGCCUACCGCCGAGCCUACCGGCUCAAGACGCCGACCGCCUUCGUCAGCGACCACCACGAAUGGGUCCUCACCCAGCCGGGAAGCAUUGGCCUCUACUCGCCGACAAUCGCACGGCGCAAAGAGUUUCGCAGGCAAACCAAGGACCAAUUGACCAAUGUGGUGCGGAAGCACUUCAAUGGUCUGGGCGUGCAAGAGAACGACAUCAUUGUCGACUUCCUCCACAAGGUUCGGAGCCAGAAUAUCUCGAAGGCGAGGCUACGACGGAGUACAGAUGUACAUCAAGAACCCGAGCGAUAAUGCAGCACACGAGACGACGACACAGGGUCCGGGAAGUUCAAAUCUUUCUUGCAUCUCGAGCGCUGAUAAUGCGGCAACAAUAGCUGGCAGCGAGGUACUCCGUAUAUUGUAUGGGAUGGAUACCCUGCACUUUUUUGC
Chaetomium strumarium is the source of this 1202-nucleotide messenger RNA. RefSeq lists its product as uncharacterized. Bases 426 to 1064 code for a protein of 212 amino acids. Lineage: Eukaryota; Fungi; Ascomycota; Sordariomycetes; Sordariales; Chaetomiaceae. Gene Ontology annotation, cellular component: histone deacetylase complex. Gene Ontology annotation, biological process: regulation of DNA-templated transcription. The transcript has a single exon. The record is from RefSeq and is a predicted model, not a curated record. Gene Ontology annotation, molecular function: protein binding; transcription coregulator activity.